Molecule: messenger RNA, 296 nt
Organism: Triticum dicoccoides
Lineage: Eukaryota; Viridiplantae; Streptophyta; Magnoliopsida; Poales; Poaceae
Product: protein transport protein Sec61 subunit gamma-like
Exons: 2
Coding region: 1-234 (77 amino acids)
Biological process (GO): intracellular protein transport; protein targeting
Cellular component (GO): membrane
Molecular function (GO): transmembrane protein transporter activity
Source: RefSeq, a predicted model, not a curated record
AUGGACGUCAUCGACUCCAUGGUGGACCCCCUCCGCGAGUUCGCCAAGGACAGCGUCCGCCUCAUCAAGCGCUGCCACAAGCCCGACCGCAAGGAUCUGACGCUGAUUGGGCGCGCGGAGUUCACCAAGGUGGCGGCGCGGACGGUGAUCGGGUUCCUCGUCAUGGGGUUCGUCGGCUUCUUUGUCAAGCUCAUCUUCAUCCCCAUCAACAACAUCAUCGUCGGCUCCGGCUAGGUGCGAACGCGUCUCCUCCGAUCCCGUCUCCCUCUUGUUUGCACGGUUUAGUUAGACUUGGG